AUGAUUGUGCAGGUUCUAUUUAUUUUGAUUAUUAUAUUUUUAAUUACUUAUUUUCAAUACAUGUGGAGAGUUUACUCUUAUUGGAAAAUCAGAGGAGUCGUUGGACCAAAACCAUACCCAUUUGUGGGAAACUACAAAACUGUUAUGUUCCGAGAAGAAUCUGAAGGAGAUUUUUUGAAGAAAUUAUAUGAUCAGUAUCCAAACGAAAAGUUCAUUGGAAUAUACAAGGGAAUACGACCGGUUCUUAUAAUUAGAGAUCCUUACUAUAUCAAAUGUGUGUUAAUAAGAGAUUAUGAUAGUUUUCGUGACAGAUGUCUGGAAAGCCCAUUGCGAAUGUUCGAUAGAAGCUUGUUUAUUAUGAAAGGAGGCGCACGGUGGCACGCCAUGAGAACAAGUCUAUCACCGAGUUUUGCCAAAUCCAAGUUGGUCCGAAUGGUUCCAUAUAUUCAAAAAGGUACAGACAAAUAUGUGCAAUACGUAGACUAUUUAAUUAGCAACAAUAUUGAACAUGAAAUCCGUGACUUAAUGAGCAAAUGCAUGACAGAAAUUAUUGGAAAUGUUGUAUUUGGUGUAGAGCUGGAAGUAUUCAAAAGUAAUAACGAGUUUCAGGAUGCUAUAAAUAAAGUACUGAAUCCCCAACUGCAAGCCUCGUUGCUUCACGCCUCUUCAUUCAUAUGUCCACAUGUGGUACAACUGAUUGUGCCUCUAAUAAAACGAGAAUUCGAAAAGAGGUUGUAUAAUGCGUUCAGAAAAUUUGUUACAUCGCUGAUUUAUCAACCUAGGGGUAAUAAAAACGAGAGUCCAAUAUUCAUUGAUGCUUUGGUGGACUUGAAAGAAAACUGCAAAGUGAAACAUGGUCGGGAAGUACCAGAUAUAGAUGAUGACGAUGUUGUACAGCAGUGCUUGACCUAUUGUCUGGCGACCUAUGAGUCAACCUCUGGUGUCCUCUCGUUCAUGGUGCACGAACUCGCACACAACCCGCACAUUCAAAACAAAUGCUAUGAAGAAAUCAUGACAGUUCUUGAGAAACAUGACGGGCCACUCACACUUGAGGCUUUGAAUGAAAUGAAAUAUUUGGAAAUGACAUUGGAUGAGACAAUGAGGCUACACCCCACUCCGCAUUGCAUUGAUCGAAAGUGUUCUUCUAAAUAUACAUUACCUGAUACAAAUAUAACGGUAGAUAAAGGCACCUUUAUCUUCAUACCUGUUCAUGGACUGCACCGUGACCCGAAGUACUACGAAAAUCCUUACGUGUUUGAUCCGGAGAGAUUUCUUCCUGAAAACAAAGCUAAAACAGAACCGUAUGUUUAUUUACCUUUUGGAGAUGGACCUAGAACGUGUUUAGGUCUUAGACUCGGGAAGAUAUUACUACUAGCGGUGAUGUCUUCAUUUCUGCAGAAGUUCAAAGUAUCUCCUUGUGCUAAAAGCAAGCCGAUAAGAUACGAUCCAGAAAGACAGCUGGCUACCACCGCUAUUGGAGGAGUGUGGGUCAACAUCGAACCGAGAAGUUAAUUUCUAG
Molecule: messenger RNA, 1519 nt
Organism: Helicoverpa zea (corn earworm)
Lineage: Eukaryota; Metazoa; Arthropoda; Insecta; Lepidoptera; Noctuidae
Product: cytochrome P450 6B1-like
Exons: 2
Coding region: 1-1512 (503 amino acids)
Molecular function (GO): heme binding; monooxygenase activity; oxidoreductase activity, acting on paired donors, with incorporation or reduction of molecular oxygen
Source: RefSeq, a predicted model, not a curated record